Messenger RNA from Anarrhichthys ocellatus (wolf-eel), 4393 nucleotides. Its product is annotated as GRAM domain-containing protein 2B. The transcript is spliced from 13 exons. Bases 1100 to 2245 code for a protein of 381 amino acids. The record is from RefSeq and is a predicted model, not a curated record. NCBI's taxonomy places the organism in Eukaryota, Metazoa, Chordata, Actinopteri, Perciformes, Anarhichadidae.
GAAAAAUCAUGACGCAGUUAGUUAAGAUAACUGACGACCUCGGUCUGUGGAGGUGGAAGAUAUCUCUACGGCCGAUAUCUCCAAAACUAGGCAACUCCCACACUAACGAUCUAGUUUGAUGAGGAAAACAGUGGUUUUACAUCAAUGGAUAGCUUGCCAUCCGACACUGACUGUCUUUACAUUGUUGGUACACGGGACAAAUGUGUAGUCUGUUAAGCCAGCAGGAGGAUCGCCUUCAGGCUGGAUAACUCUUGAGAGGCCACAUGGCUGUAGAAAAGAGCGAACCUGUGCUGUUUUGAUUCUGCCAACAUGCAUUUAUAACGCAGCUGUCCCUCAGCAAUUCCUCCUGCAGAUCAACGCCAAGAGGUGUACAGUGAAAACUUGGCAGGUGGUAGUGAGACUGGCGAGGUAAGGAGCGAUGCUCGCUGGCUAAAUAUGGAUUGACAUUGCCCAGUACAUUCGUACUUGAUCCUUCUGCAUGGCUCUCCAGUAUGUGGUGUCACAGGUACAGCACUCAGACGAGGGUUGUGAAUGAAACAGUCUAUUGCAUUAAGCCUACAGUCUACUUUAUUAAUCUAUUUUCAUUAUGUAUUCUGAGCUUUUGUUCCCAUUUUCCCCUCGAGUCAAACACAAAUAUUCCUGUGUUUUCUGGCCUCAUUAGCAUGGUACACAAAGAGGAUGAACUAGCUAUUGUCAUGACUAUUUCAAUGGCUGCUUUUAAAGCCAUCUCCCUGUUAUUGAGAACAGGCUGUUGAAUGUCGUCGUUGGGAAUAACCUGGCAGUGUUUCUAUCAUCUACCCCCUACUGGGAGGGUGUUUCAGGCUUGAACCCUGUUCUAUUCUUCUUUUUACUCUUUUCACCUCUUCUUCUCGCUUUCUGUCCUCCUGCGUGUUUCCUGAACCAUCUUCACGUUGAGCUCUGUGAUGCUUUAAAGCGUUGCAGUAAAACAGACCUUUACACCCUUUUUGAUUCAGCCGUCGGUCCUCGGGGUCCAAGUGCAAAAGAUACAACUGCCAUACUCGUUUGGCUGCGUUGUCCGGUGGUGGUUACAAGCUUUUUAGAGAUCGAGGGAGCGCGUGCAGAGAAACCUCCGUUGGUCAUGGACAGAGGGAAAGGCUUGUUGAACCAACAGGGCGCUGUGGUCGACUUUCAUUGCUCUGAGAAUCUGGGAAGCAGCUACCCGGUAGAGAGCAGUGGUGGCGGGCUGCCAGCCAAAGUGAAGAAAAGCCGGAGCAGCCCGGGCAACAGCAGCAUCAGGAAGGCGGAGACCAGGAAGGCCUUGAGUUUGGAGGCUGCCCUGCUCGAGCAACAUCACAAAACCCUCACCAGACAAGAAGCAAUCAGGUCGCAGACAUUCGAUGACGACAACAUCCGAGGCUUUGAGAGGACGGAAGGCACCGGAUCACAAAGUAGUUUCAUAAAGCACAACAAGACAUUCCACAAGUUAUUUCCAGACAUUCCUACAAGUGAAGACUUGAUACACGCAUACAUCUGUGCCCUGCAGAAAGAAGUGCCCUACCACGGUCGACUGUACAUCACCGACACCCAUGCCUGUUUCUACUCCUCGGUUCUGCUAAAGGACACUAAGGUUGUUAUUCCAGUUUCCUGCAUCCACAUCGUGAAGAAGCAGAACACGGCUUUACUAGUACCCAACGCCUUGUCCAUUCGCACCACAAAGGGAGACAAGUUCCUGUUUGUGUCGCUGCGUAACAGAGAGUCAUGUUAUCAGCUGCUGCAAUCCGUAUCUCCUCAGCUAGAGGAUGGCAGCACAAACAGCAGCCCCAUCUUCUCCUCAGCUGAGAACAGCUUUGAUAAGAUGAAACUUGUGACCUCCAGCCAGUCCAGUCUGGACGACAGCUUCUACCACUUCGAUAGCUCCGAGACCCAAUCUGUACAGGACCAGCCUCUGCACAGACCACACAGAGAGGCAGUGCCUGAUGGGAAUGACCCGACUUUCAGGAGCCUAUACAUGCAGCAGAGUGAUAGCUCAUCCUUUGAGGAGCUGUCAGUAUCGGGUUCAUGUAGAUCGUGGGUUUGGAAUGUGACCGAAAAGGCCAAGUCCCUGCUGGUUCAGAGAGAGGCCAGCACCCUCAACACUCUCCUCUUUAUUUACUUGAUUUUGGUGGUGCUGCUGCUGCUGUUGUCCGGUUACAUCGGUUUACGCAUCGUGGCCCUGGAGGAGCAGCUGACAUCGCUAGGAGCGCUGUCUCAGUUCCCUUUACAGAGCGGGUACCAGGACACAUAACACUCAGCGACCGAGGGAGAGACUUGGAGGAUUAUUUCGACCUCUUCCAGCAGAACGCAGCCGGGAGAAAUUUAAUAUACUCGAGGCUGUGCUGCUGGCGACGGGAACAAUGGCCGACCUGUGCAAUUUCAGAGACUACCUGUUAACUUGAAGGGCUACACCUCCUCCUCGUGCAGUAGACAAACGCACAUGCCACGACGUGCCAAAAAGCGCACAGACGCACUGCCCGGUUGCAGCGCGUCUGAAGUUCAAAACCAAAAGCCGAACGGCUCUAACUUCAGCAAUGUGCCACGCUUAGCCAAGUUGACGGGCGCUUUUCUUGACAGAAACUGUUCCACAUCUGAAGUUUAUGUUCCACAUCAUCCUUCACACAGACUCCUCUGCCGUGCGUGCAGUCUGAACAGGUCUAAACGGUACUUAUUUAUUGCACCUCGACACCAGAGACGUAGCGCUAUGCAUAACCAAAGAUGCACCAACAGUGCACGUCUUUUGCAUGAGUGCACGGAGAUGAUUUUCUACCUACCUGUCAAUUGAUCAGCUCGAUGCAUCCGUCUCUGUCCCUUCAGUUGUGUUGAGUACUUCUCUCUGAUUGGUUCCUGUCUUGAAAUGCUGAUCACUGAAACCUCAAAUGCAGAUCGUCCUGUGGAGGCUCGAUGCUCUCCUGAUGCUCUCAUCCUUUCUCUCUUUCUCCAAUCAGCGGCGAUCGCAGUAUCACUUUCCUCGUCUUUGGCAUGAUUUAAAACAAUUUAAUGAUCAAUGAUCAGAGGUUGCCCCCCCCCCCCUGCAGCCUGAACUGCGGAUGAAUGCAUAAUCAAUGCACAAAUAUUUAAUCCAACAGGACACGAGGAGGUUGUCUGAGGCAUCGGUAUGUUUUUGUGUACUGUUCUACGGCUUUGGUCUUCAAGAGUAGACUUAAAAUCUGUACUGUACUGUCCGUCAGUCGGGCCAAGUUGUGUUUAAACGUACAAACCUCUCUGUCUCUUCGACGGGCCUCUUGAAGACCAAAUGGCAAUUCUAGAAUUUUCAGGUUAUUUAAAGUGGCACAAACGAUGUAUUUCUAAUGUUCAUGCAUGUGUCUGCAAUACCGACACUUGACUGAUACUGUGUGUGCACAUUCUCGCUCCAGAAGAGGAGAUUUUGCAUCCACCCCUUGCUGUAAGGUCCAAGUUUUCAACAAGCAAAAGGAGAAAUUUCAAUAUGCAACAAAUUGUUAUGCAUGGCAAAAAAUGUAAUUUAUCUUUUGUGUGCUGUUUUUAAAAAAAAUGGGGCUUGAUGUUUAGUGGGGAAGAAAUUGUUUAAGAAAAAAAAAAAAAGUUGUUGAGUGAAAGCAACGGCUCAAUCGAGCGAGUGCACUUUAAAAAAUGUGUCACAGUCCGAGGCGUUGUGUUCGGGAUUGAAAAGAAAAAUGGCAAAGCUGGCGUUGUGUGGUAUCUGACGGUGCUAAGACCUUUUUUAAAACUGUUUUCACUCAGGGGUGGUGGGCACUACCCGCCACACGGUUCUUAGGUCAUCAUCUUUUCCUUUUUGUCAAUUUCAAAGUGCUUGUGAUGGGUUUCACAUUUCAUACGGCUUUGGCUUUGGUGAUUUCUCAAAUGUACAUUUUUGAGAAAGUACACUACUUGUCUUUGAGAUUCACUUGACUUUAUCCAUUCAGCUUCUCAGAAUGCUUUUUUUUUUUUUUUUUUUUUUUUUUUUCUCCCUCCCUCUUAUCACUGUUUUUAAACUAACCCGACCACGCAUAUCCACGUUGCAUCUCCAUGAUUUAACAUCACCCUCGUUGUGGAAGCUGUUCUCGACGAUGUGUAGCGAUAUGUUUACUUCUGCUCCAUCCCGUCUGUAGAGUCAUUCUUAUAUUCAGCUGAGGUUUUUGUUAACAUGCCAUAUACUGUACUGUCAGUUGUUAUGAUCCCCCCCACAAGGGGGUAGCACACACACAUCCACUGUCCUGGAUGCAAGAAGCUCCAUGAUGAGGGCAGCAUUUAUGUGGGUUUUUUUGCACUAUUCAGUGUGUUGUAAAUAAUUUUCUAUCAAUUGUUCAUGUCCUUAAUUCGAAUGGUCCUAUAAAUAUAUUUAUUUGCAUUCUGUGUAAUUCAAAGUAGUCUCUGUGAGAUGACUUUGCUAUUCAAAAUAAAUCGAGUAUUGCGAAGU